GCAGUGUGUGGAGUUUGCCAUGAAAGCUCAGCCUUUGAGGUUGUACAUUCCGAGGAACUGUUACCAGUACAAGGUGUGGUACAUGGUCAACAGCACCGGCUUCGAGUACAUCAUGUUUGUGCUGAUCCUCCUGAACACCAUCGCCCUGGCCAUGCAGCACCACGGGCAGUCAGAUCCCUUCAACUUCGCCAUGGACCUCCUCAACAUGGUCUUCACCGGACUCUUCACCAUCGAGAUGUUGCUCAAGAUCAUCGCCUUCAAACCC
Chiloscyllium plagiosum (whitespotted bambooshark) is the source of this 265-nucleotide messenger RNA. The record is from RefSeq and is a predicted model, not a curated record. NCBI's taxonomy places the organism in Eukaryota, Metazoa, Chordata, Chondrichthyes, Orectolobiformes, Hemiscylliidae.